Messenger RNA from Lentinula edodes (shiitake mushroom), 1689 nucleotides. Its product is annotated as pectin lyase-like protein. Bases 484 to 1689 code for a protein of 401 amino acids. Gene Ontology annotation, biological process: carbohydrate metabolic process. The transcript has 16 exons. Gene Ontology annotation, molecular function: polygalacturonase activity. NCBI's taxonomy places the organism in Eukaryota, Fungi, Basidiomycota, Agaricomycetes, Agaricales, Omphalotaceae. The record is from RefSeq and is a predicted model, not a curated record.
GCGUUUCCUCUCGUUCUCAUACUUUGUAUCCUUAGGCCUUUGUGUCUUCUUCUCUUCGGAUAUUUGUUGGGAUUAUCGCCGGAAUACCUUCUCAAUAAUCAAGAAUAGCCAAGACUUUCUUUCAUCCACCUGACGCUCUUGCACUGCUAUACUUGCCAAGCAGCUAUCGUUUAUCCUGCGUUUAUCCACUCAUGACUUUCCAUUUGAUUUCAUGGUCAAAGAGAUGCUCUAUAGCUCAUCUCACAUGUAUUCUCAGACCCUUUCAACUCGCAUGGCAACUGGCAUCAUGGCGUAUCUCACCGCUUAAUCCACUGUUCCUUAGUUGCUCGUUCAAGUUAUUCUCGCUACAAUAUUGGCGAGGGCGGACCGAUUGCUCUCCAUUGCGUGCCUGAACCAUGAUGUCUCUAUGAAGUACUAGUUCCUGGCGUUUUCUCUUAAAAGACAACGAACGAAAGAUAACCCACAUUUGCAACCCUGGUGAACAUGCAGGCUUUUCUUUCUGCUGCUACGGUCUUUCUCUUAAGCCUGAUGCAUGCCCAGGAAGCUCUAGCCUUCAUUGAGUGUAGCGUCCUUAAUUACGGUGAGUGUAUAGUGAUUGCCCUUGAAUCUGGUAACUCGCUCACUCUUACUUCAAAAGGUGCUGUUGCGGACAACGCAACGGACUUGGGACCAGCUUUGACGAAAGCUUGGCAAGAGUGUGUUAUACCACAAGUAACAACCACCGUCGCCACGGACGUGCUCCUCUACGUUCCUGCAGGGAACUAUCUUCUCGCAUCUACGGUAACUUUCGAUGACGCGGCCAACUGGAACCUCCAUAUCGCUGGUGACAUAUUCUUACCUUUCAAUCCUUCUUUAACUGGGACAAUGCUCACGUUUGAGAACUGCGAAAACAUUCUUCUCAACGGUCCUGGUGCAAUCUACGGUACGUCUAAAUCAUGUUCAGGCAACGGGUACCGCUAUCGUCCCGGUGGAGAUCUCACACUGUAUCCCAGUCGUCCCCGUCUCAUAAGAUUCCAAACCUGUAACAAUUGCGAAAUCACGGCUAUCACCCUCUACGACGCACCCAUGUUCCAUGUUACAAUGAUUGGUGACAAUGAAGCUCACGAUAUGUCCAUCAUCGCAUCUCACAUCGGUGAAACUGACGGUUUCGAUAUGAGCGGCAACAACAACUACGUGCAUGAUGUUACUGUGGAGAAUGGUGAUGAAUGUGUUACAGUCAAGACGCCCACCAAUGGUUUUGUUGCAGAAAGGAUCACUUGCAGAUACACAGCUGGCUGUAAUAUUGGAUCCUUUGGCUCCGGGGCUACUGGCGUCGACGUACAGAAUGUCUACUACAGCGACGUCACAAUAUCCAAUUCCGAUGCAGGUGUGAUGAUUAAGAGCUAUCCCAACUGUGCUGGGACUGUGAAGAAUGUCACAUUCACUGGUUUUACUCUUGUAAGGAUACUUUUCUCGAUCUCAACGUCUCAGGGAGGGACUACUGAUACCGGCACCCUCCAAAUCUCUGAUGUGACAUUUGAGAAUUUCCAGGGAACAGGUACCCCGACUCGUCCCGCUGUCCUACUGGACUGUAACAAGGCUACUCCGUGCAAGGAUAUAGCAUUCUCCGGAAUCAGUCUGACUGAUACCAAGGCAGACUCAUUCACGAAUGCUUGCGGAUCUGGCUUGAGUGGUUUGUCCUCGUGCUAG